Sphaeroforma arctica JP610 is the source of this 828-nucleotide messenger RNA. RefSeq lists its product as hypothetical. NCBI's taxonomy places the organism in Eukaryota, Ichthyosporea, Ichthyophonida. The record is from RefSeq and is a predicted model, not a curated record. Bases 1 to 486 code for a protein of 161 amino acids. The transcript has 2 exons.
AUGGUGCUGAGAUUAGAGUUGUUAUCGUCAGAAGAUGGUACAGCAGCCGCUGGUGAUACAAGAGGCGUAAAGGGUAGGGGAGGUGUAGUGACGUCGGGCGAGGUGGCGGCCGGAAGCAGUGUAGGUGACGGGGUAGGCGUAUGGAAUACAGCAUCAGUGAGCUCAUUUGGCGAUGUCAGAUUGCUGGAGAGUAGAGCCGGUGCCGGGAGGGUGAGUUGGUGGCAUAGGAGUGGCCUGCUCAGGCAUACGAUGGCGCUCGGUUUAGUUAGCGUCGCCCCACAUCGAAUGAGGUAUACCAGCGUUUAUGAGAUGGGCACGAACGUAGUUUUUGCGAUGGGGCGCGUAGAUCAAUCUGACGUUCACGGCACAUUAACCCCUGUGACAGACAACGUCCUUGUCGGCAACAAGAGUGCAGGGGACCCAACGCGAGGAAACUAUGGUGAAAAGAUCGUCUACCUCAUGGUGGGCAAUACCCUUGUUCGGUAGAGUGGUAUGUAGGCCGUAACGGGCGCCAGCAUCGAAUAUGUUAAGAGUAUAUGUGUUGCCGUAACGGCCAACAGAAUAUAGGCCUUGGAGACCGGCAACGAAGUGCUCUCCUGGGCCGUACAUGCUGCUAGUAGAUUGGCGGGAGACCUUUUUAGCCUCAUUUUUCUUCAAUGCGUACUCGGCAAUGUAUAUUAAACUCAGGGUUGUAGCGACAAUAUUCAACCACAGAUUCAAAGUCAUCGCCUGGCGUGACAUGUGCAGCUGUGGGACCAAUGAGGGCGACCACGGUAAACUUCCGAGUAGGCUUGCCAACGCCUGUAGUUCCAUGCCGCAAGAACGUAG